GCGGUGAUGCGAUCCCGUCGCUCCCCGCCCAGCCCAGCCAGUCCUGCCGCGUCGGGAGCCGCGGCCCCGCAGGUCCCGCCCCGGCGGCGCUGCCCCGGCUGGUUCCGCAAGUUUUUGACAGUUUCUUCGCGGCCGAGGGGGAGCCGAGGCUGCCGCGGCGCUGCGCUGGGGCCGGGGCGCUCCGCAGGACCGAGCUCAGCCAGCCGGCACCAUGUCCCGGGACCCCGAGGAGGUGAACAAGCUGACGGAGAACACGUACAAAAAUGUUAUGGAACAGUUCAAUCCAGGACUGAGGAAUUUAAUAAAUCUGGGGAAGAAUUAUGAAAAAGCUGUAAAUGUUAUGAUUGUGGCUGGAAGAGCAUAUUAUGAUAGCCUUGCAAAGAUUGGGGAUAUAUCAGCUGGUUCUCCAGUUUCUAAAGAAUUGGGCCAAGUUCUGGUAGAAAUCUCAAGAACACACAAGAAACUUAAUGACAGUCUAGAGGAGAGUUUCAAGAAAUUUCAUAAAGAAAUUAUAUCUGAACUGGAAAAGAAAACAGACCUGGAUGUGAAAUAUAUGACUGCAACUCUAAAGAGGUACCAAACCGAACACAGGAGCAAACUGGAUUCUUUAGAGAAGUCUCAGGCUGAGCUGAAAAAAAUCAGAAGGAAAAGCCAAGGAGCACGAAAUGUAAUGAAAUAUGAGCAUAAAGAAAUGGAGUAUUUGGAAACUGUGAACUCUCGCCAGAGCGAUAUCCAGCGGUUUAUCGCAGAAGGCUGCAGAGAAGCUCUCCUGGAAGAGAAAAGAAGGUUCUGUUUUCUGGUUGACAAGCACUGCAGCUUUACCCAGUACAUGCACUUCUACCACGUCCAGUGUGCAGACUUCCUGAAAUCCAAGCUGCCUGGGUGGCAGGAAAUCUGCAGUGAUGCCACCAAAGUGCCUGAAAAAGUCAGAAUGAUGAUAGAUGAAAUAAGGACACCUGGAUCCACUCCAGUCUCGGGAACGCCGCAGCCUUCACCGAUGGUAGAGAGAAAUACCAUGAUUGGAAAUGAUUUUUAUCCUCAUCAUGAAAAUGCAUCCAACGUGCCCCCAGCUCCCACAGGCAGGGCCUACACGAGUCCACUCGUUGAUAUGUUCAACAAUCCUGCCACAGCUCCCAAAGCACCUUCUGAGAAACUAAACCAUUCAGCAGAGAAUUCAGAUGAUGCCAGUUUAUCACGUUCCACUUCCGUUGCCACUGGACUAAAUAUAAUGAAAAGGCAAAAAGUGAGGACAAUCUUCCCACAUACUGCUGGAAGCAACAAGACUUUGCUCAGCUUUGCCCAGGGGGAUAUCAUCACACUGCUGGUAGCUGAGGAAAAGGAUGGCUGGCUCUAUGGGGAGCAUGACACAACCAGAGUAAAAGGAUGGUUUCCAUCGUCGUACACGAGACCACUAGAAGAAGCAGAAGACAAAGCCUUUGCCCCUGUGCCAAGCCCUGCACCAAUCCGAAGUGUCAGUUCUGUAAAUCUUGUGGAGAAAGGUGAAGUUGUUCUCCCCCCACCAGACUACCUGGGGGCUUCCCAGGCAGACAAACGAGCGGAGUCUGCCAAAGGUCCCGCUCCUAAAACACCGACGGACAGAGUGGAGCACAUCGGGCCGAAACCCAACAUGAAUGGCAUUACAAAACCACCUUUUCUAAGUGGAGAAAACCCCUUUGCAACCGUGAAGCUCCGACCAACAGUAACAAAUGACAGAUCAGCACCGAUCAUCCGAUGAACACACGGCCCAGACACCUCCUCCUUCCUUACCAACACCCAGCUCAGUAAUGACAAUUACUAUCUCAACUUCUUCUAAAAAUUUAUUUAAAUGUAAUUACUGUACAAUAUUGGCAUACUGGAAUGGAGCUCUGAUGUUUUUGUGUUUUGUUUUUUUUUUUUUAAAACAUUUGCUUUCUAAUGAGGUAAUUGCUUUGGGCUAGUGUUUGAUUUUACAGUAUGCCUUUUUUGUAGUAGGAUUUGUGAAAAUGCUGGAGAUAGUUUGGAUGCUCUAGUGAAUCAGUGUAAGUAAUAGCUCACAGAUCUGAAUCUUUGGCAUUCAUUAUUUGAAAGCUGCAAUGGUAAGUUCUAGAAUAUAAGCCUGCAUAUGCCACCUACUAAAGAAGAUAACAGUGAUUUUAUUUUUUUUUCAAACAGAACAAUGUAACAAACUGCCUUAUUCCAGAAUAGAGAAUCAUCUGUAUAAAUGAUUAUACAUUAUUUUGUGUAAGAAAGAUACCUUAGGUUAUAAAUAAAUAUUUAUCCUUUAAGAAUAGACAACCUUGUAAAGCUUUGCUUGAUGUUCACGUACAAAUUUCCAAGUGUUAACAGAACCCCAUUUUCAGUCUAGUGUUGUACUGCUAACACAUUUUUCAAUGAUAGUUUUGUCUUUAAAACGUGUUGUCAAACUUUAGUCUGAUAAAAAGUCAUAAUAAAGCAGUGCCACGAUUUUUUCUCAAGUGCCAACACAAAAAGCUGCCUCUGAAGUUCCUCCAUGACUGCAGCCUUCCCAAAGGAGAAGGAGCUGAAGUUUGGAAAGUUUUGGUUAAGGAGCCGAGCAAAGCCUGAACACUGGCACGGUGCAGUAGCUGAGUUAAGUGAAACUGAGCUUUUAACAUCAGCCCCAAGCAGAGCUGAGCAGUUUGUCACCUCAGACUCAGGUGUGGUAAAUCCAGCAGAGCCAGCUUGUCCAAA
This is a messenger RNA of Myiozetetes cayanensis, 2688 nucleotides long. RefSeq names its product BAR/IMD domain containing adaptor protein 2 like 1 (gene BAIAP2L1). Gene Ontology annotation, biological process: actin filament bundle assembly; actin crosslink formation; plasma membrane organization. The record is from RefSeq and is a predicted model, not a curated record. Gene Ontology annotation, cellular component: nucleoplasm; cytosol. The transcript is spliced from 14 exons. Lineage: Eukaryota; Metazoa; Chordata; Aves; Passeriformes; Tyrannidae. Bases 212 to 1735 code for a protein of 507 amino acids. Gene Ontology annotation, molecular function: protein binding.